AUGGCCACGCUUCUGCGACGCGUCGCGGGCGAUUUGAGACGAAGCAGCGGCGCGUCUGGCGCCGUGAAUCGCGCUGUCGGCUCGUUCCAGAGCGGAUUUCCCGCGCAACCGCGCAGUCUCCUCGAUGUCCUCGCGCUUCGAUGGGCCAGCACGCUGGUGGUGGCGGAGCACACGGGGAGAGGCGCGGGGGGCUCUGCAGAGGCCUUAAAGCCGCCCACGCUGUCCGCAGUGGCGGCUGCGCGCAAGCUGGGCGGACCCGUGGCCGUGCUGGUGGCGGGGAGUGGCGACGCGGUUGCUGACGUGGCGGCUGAUGUGGCGAAGAUCGAAGGGGUGGAUGAGGUGAUUACAACAGACAGCGCCGCCCUGGACCACGCCCUGCCAGAGCCCCUGGCGGCGCUACUGACAAACCUCGCUGCCCAGCGGUCCUUCUCGCACGUGCUUGCCGCCUCGUCCACGUUCUCCCGUAACGUGCUGCCACGUGUCGCCGCGCUAUUGGACGCUGCGAUGGUGUCUGACGUGGUUGAGAUCGUGGAUGAGACAACCUUCGUGCGCCCAAUCUACGCAGGAAACGCUCUAGCCAAAGUGCGCUGUUCCACCCCCUCCCCCGCCAUCCCAACGCUCCUCACAGUCCGCGCCACCUCCUUCCCUGCCACCUCCUCUGCAGCCGCCUGUGCGCCCAAGACCACGCCUUUUGAGUUUCAAGCCCCCCCAGCUGAAAAUUCUUCCUGGGUCGGGCAGGAGCUGCGGGCAGCUGACCGGCCGGACCUGGGCAGCGCGAAAGUUGUGAUUGCGGGCGGGCGGGGGCUAAAGAGCGAAGAGAAUUUCAAGCUGCUGGAACAACUAGCAGACAAACUGGGAGGGGCAGUGGGUGCCUCCCGGGCAGCUGUGGACGCAGGCUACGUAGCCAACGACCUGCAAGUCGGGCAGACCGGGAAAAUCGUCGCACCAGACCUUUACAUGGCGUUUGGGAUUUCGGGCGCGAUUCAGCAUCUGGCGGGCAUGAAAGAUUCCAAGACGAUCGUGGCCGUUAACAAAGAUCCAGACGCUCCCAUCUUCCAGGUCGCAGAUUACGGGCUGGUGGGAGAUUUGUUUCAAGUGCUGCCCGAACUCCUUGAAAAAGUUCCUGCCAAGGCUUGA
Molecule: messenger RNA, 1137 nt
Organism: Closterium sp. Yama58-4
Lineage: Eukaryota; Viridiplantae; Streptophyta; Zygnematophyceae; Desmidiales; Closteriaceae
Source: the annotation of a GenBank genome assembly